AUACCAGUUGCUAUAAUGCUUUUUGAAAUUCUGUCAACAUGACUGACGUUGACAUCAAAAUUAUCAAAAGAACGCAGGAGACUUUAGGGAAAAUAAUUAAGAAACCUGUUCUCACGGAGAAACUUUUAGGCAGACCCCCAUUUCGUUUCUUGCAUGAUAUAUGCACAGCAGUACAUGGAUUUUUCUAACAUAUUAGCGUUUUUCUAAAGGUUAUCAGAACUACGGGUUUAAUGAAAGGCCUUUAUAAUCAGGAGGAACUAAAUGCUGAUAAUGUUAAGGACAAAGAUAAGAAAUUAGCGUUUCUUCAGAAGCUGGUAGAUUUUUUGGCCGUUGUGCAUGGUCGCCCUAUUCCUAUUAGAAUUAUGAGCAUUGUUGCUGGGAAAGAGGCAGAAAAAACCAACGAGAUGCUAUGUUUGCUUGCUGAAGCUGUUAAUAAAGGGGUUUGAUAUGCCUUCGAUAAUAGAAAAAUUUUUCAGGUUAACAAUGAAGAUUGUGUGGCACGAGUACUUCAGGGAAAUUUGAACCAAAAGCUUGACAGAAAGCAAGAAUCUGAAGGUAAACAACAAAAAGAAAAACCCAACACUGUGCAAAGUACUAUGGAUAGUCAAAAAAAUGAAGUCAGAAAGAACAGAAGAGAAGAUAAUCGAGACGACAUUAAAAACACUAGAUCUGGUGGCGGGUCCCUAGCUGAUAGUGAUAAAAGCUUUGGAACCAGCAAAAAGACUACCGCAGAAACAGUCAGUGCAGAAAAAGGAGAUAACGGAAGAGAAACUCGUAUGUCUCAAGAUGCUAACAGUCGUGUAGCUAGUCGGUGUGAAUCAAGAACACUAGAUAAAUCUCAAGAAGAGUCUUCAACAGCUAUUCCUUCUAAUUCAGAGAUUUCAUCUCAGCAAUCUUUAAAACACCGACCAGUGUCUGCUAAAGGACAAAGAGUUAUCAAAGAUGCUCCACCAGAUACAAAAAUCUCAGUGAAUCAAGGAGAAAAUAAACCGGAACCAGUUUCAAAUCCUAGACUAGCUCCACCUCGUCCUAAACGUUCAACAGAUUUGGGAGUUGGAGACAGUCCAAAGCAAACUGGUAUGAUGGCUGGAUUAAUUAUCUCUGAAUCACAACAAGACACAGAUGAAGAUGAGAAUGAAGAUUCGAAAUUCGUCAUUGAAGAAAUUGUCAGUGGAAUAUCUGGUGAAAUUUCAACAAAUCAAUGGAAUAAUAAAAUUGAAUCAGAAGAAAAUCAAGAACAUGGUGGUUUAGUGACUAAAAUUUUACAGUCAAAAAAAGAAUUUGAAGAUGCAAAUUUAAUUAACAAAGAAAAAUCAAAAUUACAGACGAAAGGAUCAAAUGAAAUGGCUAAAGAAUGUGAAAAAGCUCUACUAGAGAAAGAAAUUAAUCGUUUGUGUAAUUCACUGCAGUCGUUAUCACGUUCAGCUAUUCCAUUAAGUAAAUUAAUGGAUUUUAUACAAGAAGACUUAGAAACAAUGCAACAAGAAUUUGAACGUUGGAGGAAUGAAAAUUAUUCACUUAAAUCUCAGUUAAAACAACAAGAAAGUUUAACACAAUCAUGUAUAGAACCUUUGAAAGCUCAGCUGGAAGAAUUAGAACAAUUUGAAAAGGAAAAAGAAAGGGCUAUCGCUAAAUGUAAAACUAAAAUUCUCCACAAUAACGAACGUAUAGAAAAUCUAUUGUUUAGAUCGUUAGAAAAAGUUUUCUGAUCAACUUUGAUUUUAAUUUCUUUUGAUUUUUGAUUGAGAAAAUAAAUAUAUUUAAAAUAUAUUCAGUAAAGAGAUUCUUAAAGGCAAAUAUAUUCCUUAUUCCACCGUAUAAAAGCAUAAUCAUAAACAACCACAUACCUUGCGAAAAUUUUGUGUUUAAAGACGCUUUUACAGUUCCAGUCUUAUAUUGUUAGGCAAUUGGUAUUUGGUUGUGUUCUGUGAGAUGAGUG
Messenger RNA from Trichobilharzia regenti, 1939 nucleotides. The record is from the annotation of a GenBank genome assembly. Lineage: Eukaryota; Metazoa; Platyhelminthes; Trematoda; Strigeidida; Schistosomatidae.